Molecule: messenger RNA, 810 nt
Organism: Leishmania major strain Friedlin
Lineage: Eukaryota; Euglenozoa; Kinetoplastea; Trypanosomatida; Trypanosomatidae
Exons: 1
Coding region: 1-810 (269 amino acids)
Biological process (GO): mRNA splicing, via spliceosome
Cellular component (GO): nucleus; spliceosomal complex
Source: RefSeq, a predicted model, not a curated record
AUGCCGCUGAUACGGCCUGGCAUGCCGAAGCCGCCGCAGGGCUUCGAUGUUGUGCUGGCCAAGCUGGAGGAGUACGAUGAGCAGAUGAAGCUGGCCACCCAGGAGGAAUCAAAGGGUGUUGUCGGAGUGACCACCCGGCCUCGGCACAGCGGUGGCUUCGGGGCUCGCAAGCGCAUGCGUGAUGACGACGCCAACGCUGAAGACGGCACCGUGGCGCCGCCUGCAGAGGCAUCCUCGACAGUCGCAGCCGCGGAGAGCGAAGCCGGCACCUCCACAGCGGGCGACGACAACGCGGAGGCUAAGGAAGAGCCGCCGAUACCGCCGCUGUGGCGCAUGGCCGCCAUCAACCGCGCUCGCACUCGCUACGUCUUUCUUGCGUACUACAAGCAGCACAUCAUCUCCAAGGAGGUGUACGACUACUGCGUCGAUACGAGGCUGAUUGACGGCGGGCUCGCCCGGAGGUGGCGGCUGCCGGGGUAUGAGCGGCUGUGCUGCACGGCGUGCGGUGUGCCCGGGGCGGCGAGUCUGGCAGCGAGCAUCACCUCCAAGUACGCCCUGCGCGAUCGGCAGGAGCGGCGAUUGACCACGUCAGCGUCGCAGCAGCGCAUCCACGACACGGCCACGUGCCUUUGCCGAGUGCCCGCGGCCCAGCGCAGGAGUAAGCACUUUGUGGCGUGUGCAGCGUGUGGGUGCCACGGUUGUUGCUCUGCAGAUGCCAUGAAGGGGCCGAAGGAGGGAGACGGCGGCGAAAAGACGGACAAGACGCGGGAGGAACCGUCCGUGAACGCACCUGGACGAGGAGAGGCGUAG